UGGAACAGGUGGAUGCAACGGGCGGUAGAAAUGAGUCACACACUGAUCUUGAGAUUCACAAUAUAUUUGAGCGGUCACUAUGUACACUAUUUACAGUGGCAAAUCGCACGGGCGAGCAGAUUAUAGUAAUACGGCCCGUAUCCGUGGAUCGCCGAUGAGAGAUCGAACUGGCUUCGCGAUGCACGUGGUACGCACGUGCCGGGUGAGCUUCGCGCGGGCUACCAGAUUAUAUUAAUACAGGAAACUCGCGGAAGAAUGAGCUGAACAUUUAACGGACCGAGCUGAACACUUCGAACCGUGAGAUGCACCUUCUGAGCGACUAACAAACUAACACACUAAAAACUACGCAAAGGAGAUCGCAUUCGCUAUCAGCUCAUUGCCAGCAUAACGAAGACUGAUUAUUCACGAAGUAGCCCGUCUGAUGGCGCGGCGCCUCACCCGUCGCGCGCGGUCUUCGCGUCAAGGGUGGCGACACCGAAUGAAUAAGGGGGGGCUUAAGAUUAUUUCUUCAACAUUUCCGCCCGCCAUCAGCAACGUGUUGAUGAUGAGUCUAGUCCUGAGUCGGCUGAGCUGUAUCCGGUUGAGUACUUGGCAAUAGCGCGAGCUUCGUGACAGGCCUGGUGAGUGUGGUGGUGGCUGUCCUCGGCGUCACUACCCGGGUGAGUCCAUCCUUGCCUGGAAUCAAAGAAACAACCCUGGCCAGAGGCCACUUACACGGCGGGAACCUCUUGUCCGUGAUGAGCACCAAUGAUCCAACUUGUAUGUUGUUAGACGGGUGAUGCCACUUUGAGAUCGCCUGUUGUCGUUGCAGAUAUUGAGUCGACCAUUGAGACCAAAAUUAUUGAACUCGCUGCUGGAUUAAUUGCCAACGUGAGAGUCGAGAGAGAGCUAAGUCGUUGAGUGACGGCUCAGGUAUCGUUGUUAGAGCGCUUCUGAUGAGAAAGUGCCCUGGAGUGAGCGCUGAGACGUCAUCUGGAUCGUCGCUGAGCGGUUCAAGAGGUCGUGAGUUCAGGAUCACCUCGAUCUGAGUGAGCAGGGUCGUGGUCUCCUCAAAGAUAUCUACAGCGUGAUCACGCUAGAAAAUACAAUGGCGGAGAUGGCAACGAAGAAGUCAAUUAAUGUAGUAAGUAACAAGAAGAGCGAAGUGUGCAAUGUUCAAUCUAACAACGAUUUGAUUGAUUUGGAUGAUUUAACCGCAAGUAACAAUCAACUAAUCUCUUUAUGCGAUGACGACGAUCUUGUACUUACAAAGAACACUCAUAACGCGCUUGACGGCGAUGACAAGAGCUUGCAAGAAUUGAUAGAUAGUGAGCUAGCUCUGAGGAUCUGCUCGAGUAAAAGCGGCGACAAGGUCGUUACGGACAAUGAAGAAUCUGAGGAAAUUGUCACUCGACCGGAGACAAUCAAGAGAAUUAUUUUGGAUCAUCGACAAAAUCUUGUUGACGUUAACGCGAAAUUCAUAACAGCCGAAAAUGAACACUGUUCUUUUAUCGAAGAAUCCUGUGCCCAUCAAAAUAGUUAUGUAUGCCCGAAUGCAAACGACGCGGUUAUAAAAUCAGAAUUAAUGUUUUCUCGCGAUGAGGAAAAGAAGCAGGUAUUUAUUAAGCAGUCGGAAAUUGGCUAUUCAUCGAUAAUUAUUCAGAAAACAAGCGAUGAGAAUGAUCAAAUAUCGAGUUGCAGUGAGCCUGUUAAUAACAACGACAUUAACAAUAGCAAAGACUCAAAUGUGGACUAUCAAAUCGGUAUAAAGGAAAUCGUGCUUUCUACAAAUGAUACCAGCAGUGAUACAUGCGAUUUUGUCGAUGAUGAGUUGACUAUUCAGCAAGAAUCUUUUCUGGCUUCUAUGAUUUGCCCCAAGGAUAAAUACCAACAGGAAGAAAAGCUGACGCGAAACGUACUGGACGAUACGAAUCUCUCGCAAAUCAACAUUAAUGAAGAAAAGAAGAAAGAUGUUAUAGUGCGAGGUGAGCAAGUACCAUUUUCAGAUCAGCAGACUCAUCAAUCUUUUGAUAACUUGGAUAAAAAGUUUUAUCAGCAACAUCAAAGUAGUGAUAAGCAGGAAUGUAACAAAGAGCUUAUGAAUGAGCAUAUCAAUAAGUUUGACGAAUUCUGUGGAUACAGUCGCAUGAAAGAGAAAGAGGAUGAAAUUUUAAUAUCAUCAAUUUCCCAAAGCAAAUUUUCGCUCUUGGAAAUGACAGAGAAAACACAAUCAAAGUUGAAGGGAAAACUUAAGGAAGAUCCUCAUAAUGUUCAAUCGAUUCAGGAGCAAUUCAAAAGCUGUGAUAAUGAUAUCAAUCAGUGCAAAAUGUUCAUGGAGACAACUACUAGCAUGCAGUUCUCCGAUACAGAGCGUCACGCAUUAGGCGAGGAAGCUCUUCAGAAAACAUCACAAAUAUUAUCAGAAAUCAUUGAGUCAAUGACAUUGAAAUCGAACGAAUUAACAGAAUAUCCUAAAAAUAUCGAGAAGGACACGCAGAACCUGAUAAACGAGUCCUUGAGCAACGAGUUAUCUGAGUCAGACUCAAGCUUUCUCAAGAAGGUCGAGAUCACGGUGUCCGAUACGAAUAUGAUCUGUUCGGAUACAAAGCAGAUCGUUGAAAAGCUCCAGAAUCUGGAUUCAUGGACUACAGUCGAGGAAACCACAAAGUUGGCCGACACCAAGAAGAAGCAACAACAGAAUAUCAGGAAACACGAUGUUAACAUUAACGAAAUGAAGACAGAUGAUAAUAAGAAAAAACAGGAUUUUUUCGCACUUCCGUCUUCUCAUGUACCUUUGGCCACAUCAGACGAGAUGGAAAUAAGUGAUGUUUCUAAUAUCUGUGAUACGGAAAGCCGCGAAGAGACGACAAUCAACAGUUUUAACGUAUCUUCUUCAAAGAGCGAGACUAAGAUGAAGAAGAAGAAAACUGAAGACCUUGCUGCUAACAGUGUUACUUCACCAAAUCUUACGCGCACAAAGAAAACAAAGAAGAGCAAGAAAGGUGAUCUUGGAAAGGAGAAUAUUUCCGUGAAUUGUAGCUCACAAGACUCCGCAAACAUGCAUACAAGCGUUCGGCGAUCGCAUUUGGAGAUGAUCAAUUUCUCUAACGAGGACGAUUUGUCGAACGUCAACGUUAAGUCAUUGACAGAGAACUAUGUAUCGGAAACAAAUCGUAGCGAUCAGCAGAGGCUGUGCAGAGAACAAAUUGCCACUGGCAUAUCCAUCAAGCAAUUAAAAUCGAGCUUCAGUAAAUUUGAUGCUCUUACUAAAAAGCCAGUCUUGCAUGUACGUUCAGUCGAUGCGGGAAAAGUACAACAACAACUGAAUUGUGUAGGUCAAAAUGGCGACGCAAAUACGAAUUGUCGAAGCUGCGGCAAGGUCGUAUUUCAAAUGGAACAGACAAAAGCCGAAGGUCUUGUUUGGCAUAAGAAUUGUUUCCGGUGUGUUCAGUGUAGCAAACAGCUUAAUGUUGAUAAUUAUGAGAGCCACGAGAGUACGCUUUACUGUAAGCCACACUUCAAGGAGCUCUUCCAACCAAAACCAGUUGAAGAGUCCGAGCAGCUCAUACGACCUCGAAAGCCAGAAUUGAUCAUACGAGAGAACGAGCCGAAAGAGUUGCCACCUGAUGUUGUCAGAGCUUCUGACAAGCCUGAUCUGGGACUCGAGGAGCUUUUGAGCUUGAAUGUGAAGUCACGCUUUGAAGUCUUUGAAAAGGCUAGCACAGAGAGCACUAAUGAAAUCGAGAAAUCGCCGUCACAAAUUGCCGUUAAACGAUCACCUAGUAUCCUCAGUAAACUGGCUAAGUUUCAAGCUAAAGGUAUGGAUAUUGGCGUGGCGGAUGAAUCUCUUAAUGGUAUACCCUACGAAGAAUCUAGUGAAAGUGAAGAUGAAUUGAAGACGGAACAAACUGAAGGGGAUUUGGAAACCGAAAUUGUGAAGGCAAAACGCAAUACGCGUGAACGUCCGAUUAGUUUCUCAAAAAUGGAUGACAUAAAAAAUCGCUGGGAAUCAACUAGUCAACAAGGGAGACGAGAAAUUCAGCGUGAAGCUAGAAAAGAAGAAAUUGCUGGUAUUCGCUCGCGCUUAUUUAUGGGAAAACAAGGUAAAAUGAAAGAGAUGUAUCAACAAGCGGUAGCGGGAAGUGAUCGCGUUACAAAGAUCAACGCGGCAGAGGAGAUCCAGCACUCAACAAACCAUGCACGCUCCCUAAAAGAGAAAUUUGAACGAGGCGAGCCAAUCGCGGCUUCAGAUGAUGAAACCGACAACAAACCAAAACCGGAGAAAGCUGAUGAGGAAGUGAUAGCAGCAGGUAUCAGUAAGAAAUCGAGGUCACACUUUUUGGAACUGGAUGCUUCUGCAGCGAAAGCAGGAGGUCCUGUUGCGCCAAUACAUCCAAAACCACCAACGGAAAUUCCACGACGUGUGCGAGAAGCGUUUAUGGGUCGUCAAGUCUCAGACGACAUGGUACGCAGCUCGGACAUAACUGAAGAGAUCCACGUAGAAACGUCGGAAAUUUCAAACAAGUUUAAAUUCUUCGAAUCCUACAAAGAACCAGAGAAACAACGGAAGCAAUUUCGAAUUACACCGCCACGCGAUGGCCAAGUCAAGAUGGAUUCACCGGAUCGCGAGAUCUAUCGUGACCCUGAUGUCAUCAGAGCCGAUGAUAAGAAAAAUGAAGUAGUGCAUACUGAUACAGCGAAGAAGAUGCUAUCCAUUUUUCGGCAAAUGGAGGAAAACGCAUGCAAAGAAGAAGUGCCGGAAGGUCCAAAGCCUCUAAAAUGCUUCACGCCGCCUCCUGAAAACAAAUUCGCUAAAGCAACUGCUUCGGAUACGGAAGAGGAUGAGGACGAAGAUGAGGAGUCUGAUGAUGAUAAAAGCAUCGAAGAAAGGGAUCCCAACUAUGUUCGUGCUUCUGAUAAGGUAGAAGACAAAUUCUUGAAACAAGCUCAAAAUGCGGCUCGUGCAAAAAGUCUUCGUGCUAAGUUCGAACACUGGAAGAAUACUGAGGACAAAAUCGAUAGUCAUCAUAUCGAGAUAGAAAUGGCUCAGAGCAUAGGCGAACAAUCCAGCAUAGAAUCUACGAGCAGUCUGAGAGCUCGUUUUGAGUCCCUUGGUUCGCAGACCAACGAAUUGCCGCGUACACCGAAGGUUAAAGUUAAUCGAUUUGUGGAGGUCCAGACAACCUGCGUGGAAGUGUGCGAGAACUGCCAGAAGAAAGUCUAUCCCUUGGAGAAAGUCGAAACAAAUAAUAAAAUCUUUCACAAGCAAUGCUUCCGGUGUCUCCAGUGCAAUUGCAUUUUAAGGAUGGACUCCUUUACCCUGAACAACGGCAAGCUGUAUUGUAUUCCACACUUUAAGCAGCUUUUCAUCACACGGGGAAAUUACGACGAGGGUUUUGGCAUAGAUCCGCACAAAAAUAGAUGGACAACGGCGAACUUCAACAAUUCUACAAAUUCGUCAGUAAUUGCGAUCUCAAGUAGUUUUUGAUCUUCCGACUUAUUCUUUUCUCAUUUACGUAUUAUCAUUAAACUUUAGACAGAUUUAUAUAUGAUUCUAAGUAGAAUUUUUUUAAAGAAGAUUAAAUUUCUUCUCAAACAGAAAAUAUAUUGAAUAAAUAAGUUUAGAUGUUGUUUUGAGAGUUUUUAUUUCAAUAAUUUUAGUAUUUUAUUUUCAUUAAUACAACAAUUUAGAUUCGUCUAUAGUUGAAGAACGCGAUGCUAUUCAUAAUGAUUUAUAUUUAUAUAUUUUUAUUAUAUAGUUUUAUCAAAUCUGCAAGUAUUUGUAAUAUAUAAACGAAAUUAAAAUUGAACGCGAUAAUACAAGAUUUAUCUCGCAUGGAUAUUCUUGUGCUCCAAUUCUUUUAAGUUCAAUCUUGAUAAAGAUACAUUACUUGAAAGAUACACUAUUACGAACCAUCGUUUUGUAAAUGAACAAUGCAAAUAAUAAAUAAAAAUAAAAUUAUAUUAUAUGUUGUGUUAAGAAAAUGACAAAAAA
Molecule: messenger RNA, 5974 nt
Organism: Ooceraea biroi (clonal raider ant)
Lineage: Eukaryota; Metazoa; Arthropoda; Insecta; Hymenoptera; Formicidae
Product: myosin-11
Source: RefSeq, a predicted model, not a curated record